AGUCUGUGGUGGCGCGAGCGCGCAGCGGCGGCGGCGGAUCGGGCAGGAGCUGUGCCCCCUGCUGCGCUCGGAGCCUAGUUCCCAGCGCCGCGCGACCCCCGCUCCUCCCUCCUCCUCCUCCUCCUUCCUCUCCUCCUCUUCCUCCUCCGGUACCCAUAGCGCCCGUGCCCCGCCAUGGCUGACCAGCUGACUGAGGAGCAGAUCGCAGAGUUCAAGGAAGCCUUUUCCCUAUUUGAUAAGGAUGGAGAUGGGACCAUCACCACCAAGGAGUUGGGUACAGUGAUGCGGUCCCUGGGUCAGAACCCGACUGAGGCUGAGCUCCAAGACAUGAUCAAUGAGGUGGAUGCAGAUGGAAAUGGGACCAUUGACUUCCCUGAAUUCCUGACUAUGAUGGCAAGGAAGAUGAAGGACACAGACAGCGAGGAAGAAAUCCGAGAGGCAUUCCGUGUCUUUGACAAGGAUGGAAAUGGUUAUAUCAGUGCCGCGGAGCUUCGUCACGUGAUGACCAACCUUGGGGAGAAGCUGACUGAUGAGGAAGUGGACGAGAUGAUCCGAGAGGCCGACAUAGAUGGUGAUGGCCAAGUUAACUAUGAAGAGUUUGUACAGAUGAUGACCGCGAAGUGAAGGCCCCGGGCAGCUGGUGAUGCCCGUUUUCCUUUGAUCUCUCUCUUCUCUCGCGCUCUCUCUCUCCGACACUCUUACUCGCAUAACCUGGUUCUAAGCCAACCCUGACUGACGACUGAGAAUCCGACAUAAAGCAACACGAGAUUUGUCCCAAGCUGCAUGACUGCUCUUUGACCUCCUCCCCUCAUUUUUCCCUCUCUGCCCUGGGACGUCCCAGCCCCUGAGCUGACCCCUCAGCCCCUACCCCACCCCCACCAAACCAAACAGGAUCUCGGCCUUCAUGGCUCCCUGUAGGUCUCCCCCUCUCCCUUUGAUUUCGAACCCUGUUUGCGGUGGCCAGUGCUGGCCCCAUGCCGGGAGCUGCAGCAGAGUGGGGAGAGUGUCCCUACCUGGGGCAGGAAAGCCAAACCCUUUAGAUGUUUGCAUGCGUCUGGCACUGUGGUUCUAUGUUCGAAACCUUUGGGGGGCCAUGGUGAAAGGUCUGGAGGAGCUCCGACAUGAGGUGUUGGGGUGGGUGGUGGGUGGGCAUGAGGAAGAUGAGGCCACCUCACAUGGCCUUUGAGACUGAGGAGAAGGGAAUUGUAGACACUGGUUGGGGGUAGGACAGGUGAAGCAAAUGAGCUAGGGAUGGACAACAUUACAAAACCCAUUGGCUUUUAUUCCCAAAUCAUCAGCGAUUGGCUCGACCAAGUUUUGGCCUGUGGGAGAGGAGGGGAGAGGUGUCCCUGCUCCCUCGGCACCUUGUAUAAAUUGUAAAUGUCCCUACUCCUAAAGCGAUCUCUUGAGCUGUUCUGUAAAUAUCUGGUGCUAAUAUCCCUGCGCACUCCCCACACCCCCGACCCGCCAGCUUCCUCUGCUCCAGCCCCGCACUUUGAGUGAACGUGUCGAUGGUUGCUUGGCGGUGUGCUCAAUUCUUUGAGGUUUUUUCUUCUUUUUCAGGCAAAAUCCAUAUAUGGCUUGGGGGGGGGGUAACCCAAUAAUCAACAUUAUUGAUCAUAGCUGCAAUAGGAGUUAUGUAGGAGACCCCAUCCAGGCCCGUCUGUGCCCCCCUGCUCUGCCCCCCACCCCUCGCGUCUCUGUAGUGACUUGCUGCUCUCAGCGUCUGUGCUCUGUCUCUGCUAGCCAUCCCCUCCCUCUGCCGGAUAGCAUGAUCAGCAAACUCUCUUCUUACCAACAACUGUUUCUCUCUUAACUUAACAUUUGGGAUGAGGAAGGAGCCAUGGGCAGACUCCUCUUUUUUCCUCCUUAGGUCCUUUCUUUCUCUCUCUCUCCCUUUCACACACCCCCCCAACCCCCGAUGCCCAGGUGGAUCAAACUGACCCUUCUCGGGCCUGGCAAGGAGGCUGGCCGCCUGACACAUGAGAUUUCACUCCCCUGAACCACCCCCUGGUGCCUUCCUCCCAGGGGAAGGGGAGGUGGAAAUCCAGCCCAGGGCCAUGGUGGGCAAGCAAGGUGGGAUGAGGCUAUGGCUAUUUGGGGAGUGGUUUUAUUUUGUUUUGUUCUAUUUUUUAAACCGGGCAAUAUUGUGUUCAGUUCAAGCUGUGAAGAAAAAUAUAGAUCAAUGUUUUCCAAUAAAAUACAGUGACUACCUGG
Trichosurus vulpecula (common brushtail) is the source of this 2217-nucleotide messenger RNA. It is a transcript of the gene CALM3, whose product is annotated as calmodulin 3. The coding region runs from base 175 to 624 and encodes 149 amino acids. Gene Ontology annotation, molecular function: calcium ion binding. The record is from RefSeq and is a predicted model, not a curated record. NCBI's taxonomy places the organism in Eukaryota, Metazoa, Chordata, Mammalia, Diprotodontia, Phalangeridae. The transcript is spliced from 6 exons.